AUGGUGAACCAAGCAACCAGGCCAGACUGUAUUCUCUACCUCGUUAUCAAUUCUGCUAAUCCACACAUUGAAUCAAGGGUGAAAUUGCUAAAAAGACAAUAUUUUGCAAUAGUUGAGAUGAUGGGCACAGCUGGGAGUGGAUUUGGUUGGAACGACAAAGAUAAAAUGAUUGUGGUGGAGCGACAAAUUUUCAAUGAAUGGAAGAGUUCCCAUCCUAAUGCUAAUGGCCUCUAUAAUAAACCAUUUCCACAUUUUGAGGAGUUGGGAAUAGCAUUUGGUAGAGAUAGGGCUCAAGGAGGCAAUGCAGAAAAUGUAACUCAAGCAGUUGCUACAAUGGAGGCUGAGCGCGAAGCAACCUUGAGUGAUCGGCAAGUGAAUGAAAACACCCAAGUAAAUUUGGAAGAGACCGAAAUGGAAUAUGAAGCUGAUUCUCAGGAGCCUCCAACUCCUGGUGUUCCUGUUGCUCCCGGUGCUUCUGCUGCUCCUAGUUCUUCUGCUGCUCCUAGUGCUUCAUAUAUAGAAAGAAAUAAAAGAAAAAGAGGGAGCAAAAGUGAGGAAGUGAUUGACAUAGUAGUAGAAUCAAUGAGAGAUAUGAAAGGUGCUUAUCAAGAACACACAGCCGUUUUAGUUGAUAUGGUUUCUUGUUUUAAGCAUGAGAAAGAAGGAGCUGAGCGCAGAAUGAAGCUAAUGGCACUGUUAAGAGAUGUUCCUGGUUUGAGCGGUGAUGAUAGAAUGAAGGCUGGCCUUAGCAUUCUAAGGGACAAUAGUCUGAUCGACAUGGUGUUCCAACUUCAACCGGGGAACUUUUGCCUUUUUUGA
Molecule: messenger RNA, 819 nt
Organism: Arachis stenosperma
Lineage: Eukaryota; Viridiplantae; Streptophyta; Magnoliopsida; Fabales; Fabaceae
Exons: 5
Coding region: 1-819 (272 amino acids)
Source: RefSeq, a predicted model, not a curated record